CCAUGAAUCCACUCAGUCCAGCCUCCUCUUCUCCUCAGACCCUCGUCUCCAGCACUCUUCACCCCUAUCCUCUCCAAUCCUCCUCAAUCCCUAUCCCUCUCACAAAGGCUGGCUUGAACCGCCUUUUAUUCCACAAUGUCAGACGACGAGAAGAGACGAAACUCCGCCUCAAAGGGCAGUGCCGUCGCAGGCGAUGCCUCAAGCAUUCAAUAUGUCGACGACCAAGGCAUGGGCCAUCUCCACCGACGCCUGAACAACCGUCAGAUCCAGCUCAUCGCCGCUGGUGGUUCCAUCGGAACAGCUCUCUUCAUCUCCAUCGGUGGCGGUCUCGCCAAAGGUGGUCCCGGCAGUCUUCUCAUCGCCUUCACCCUCUACUCUCUCGUUCUCGCCCUUGUCAACAACUCGAUCGCUGAGAUGAACACAUACAUGCCCGUUGCUGGUGGAUUCGUGCGUCUUGCCGGCUACUGGGUCGACGAUGCGCUAGGCUUCGUCGCUGGCUGGAACUUCUUCCUCUACGAGGCUCUUAUCAUUCCCUUCGAGAUCACUGCCCUGACCUCUGUCAUCUCCUUCUGGAAUGCUGAUGCGCUUAACGCUGGCCCAACCGCUGGUAUCUGCGCUGCAGUCAUUGUCUGCUACGGUCUUCUCAAUGUCCUCGCCGUUCGAUUCUAUGGUGAAUCCGAGUUCUGGCUCUCAGGUGGAAAGCUCGUUUUGAUCUUCCUCCUCUUCGCCUUCACUUUCGUCACCAUGGUCGGCGGAAACCCCCAUCACGAUGCCUACGGCUUCCGACAUUUCUCCAACCCUGGAUCAUUCACUACAUACCUCAGCUCAGGCGACAAGGGCAAAUUUGAAGGUUUCCUCGCUGCUCUCUUCACAGCUGCCUUUACCGUUGUCGGCCCCGAGUAUAUCUCAAUGGUCUCAGCUGAGGCUCAACGCCCUACCUUUACCAUCAAGAGUGCCUUCAAGACAGUGUACUAUCGGUUCUGCAUCUUCUUCAUCAUUGGUGCUCUCGCUGUUGGCAUCGUCUGUGCCUACAACGACCCCAAGCUCGUCGACAUCUACUUCGGUGCAGGCGGAACUGGCAAUGCUGCUUCUUCCCCAUAUGUCAUCGCCAUGACUAACCUUGGCAUCGAUGGUCUCCCUCAUCUCGUCAACUUCCUGAUCCUCACCUCCAUCUUCUCCGCCGGUAACACAUACACCUACUGCGCUACCCGAGCUCUCUACUCUUUGGCCAUUGAGGGACGCGCCCCUCGAUUCCUCCGAUACUGCAACAAGUCCGGUAUUCCCGUCUACUGCUUCUGUGUCACCAUGCUCUUCCCCUUCCUCUCCUUCCUCCAGGUUGCCAACGGUUCCGCCAAGGUUCUCGGCUGGUUGAUCAGCAUCGUCACUGGUGGCGGUCUCAUCACUUUCAUGAUUAUGUCCAUCACAUUCAUCAACUACCACCGCGCCUGUGUCGCCCAGGGCGUCGACCGCAAGACUGAGCGACCGUACUACGGCUACUUCCAGCCUUAUGGUGCCUAUAUCGCCCUCGUUGUCCAAUUCGUCAUUGUUCUCGUCUACGGAUACUACGCUUUCCGACCCAAGUUCGACGUUGAGGUGUUCUUCCAGAACUACUCCAUGCAGAUCCUCGCUGUCCUCCUCUUCGUUGGCUGGAAGGUCUUUAAGAGGACCAAGUACAUCCGACCUCACGAGGUUGACUUGGUUUGGGAGCGACCUAUGAUUGAGGCGUACGAGGCUACCUUCACUGAGCCUCCUGUUGGCUUCUGGCACGAGAUGGGCGAGUUGGUGAUGCCUUGCUUCUUCAAGAGAAACAAGAGGACUUCAGAAGUUUGAAGCGGGUGCUUCCAUUCUUGUAUUUGUUUAGCUUGGACAUGACUGGAUGAUAUCACUUGCGAAUAUAGUUGAAUUAACAUUGUUAACAACA
This is a messenger RNA of Fusarium oxysporum Fo47, 1921 nucleotides long. Its product is annotated as amino acid permease/ SLC12A domain-containing protein. The record is from RefSeq and is a predicted model, not a curated record. The coding region runs from base 136 to 1830 and encodes 564 amino acids. Gene Ontology annotation, molecular function: amino acid transmembrane transporter activity. Gene Ontology annotation, cellular component: membrane. Gene Ontology annotation, biological process: amino acid transmembrane transport. Lineage: Eukaryota; Fungi; Ascomycota; Sordariomycetes; Hypocreales; Nectriaceae. The transcript has 2 exons.